This is a messenger RNA of Varanus komodoensis (Komodo dragon), 2166 nucleotides long. Its product is annotated as polycystin-1-like. Gene Ontology annotation, biological process: kidney development. The record is from RefSeq and is a predicted model, not a curated record. NCBI's taxonomy places the organism in Eukaryota, Metazoa, Chordata, Lepidosauria, Squamata, Varanidae. The transcript has 5 exons. Gene Ontology annotation, cellular component: membrane. The coding region runs from base 154 to 1668 and encodes 504 amino acids.
AACUGAUUUUCACAGGACUCUCUCUCCUUACCUCAUUGUGACAGGAGCAAAGCUGUGCUUGUCGAGUUCACACAGUACAAAGCCGACGCAAACCUGUACCUGGCAGCAGUGCUCCUGUUCGAGUUCCCCUUGGCCAGGCCAGCGGCUGCGUCAAUGUCCUUGCUCCCCUUGCCAGCGUUCCACUCUGGGGCUCGUCUGGACCUUCCUCUGGCCAUGGUGGUAUGCCUGCUCCUCUCCAGCGGCGCUUUUGCACUCCCGAAGCUGUCAUUCACACCACAAGAAAGGGUGCCUGGGCUUCGGCGGAACAGCAGUCUCUUCCGGCUGCUCCUGGCCCUGCUUUCCAUCGCUGUGGCUGCCUUGCACUUAGCUUGCGUCUCCCUGGCCAACGUGCAGCUGGCACAUUACCAGGAGCACCGCCAGGCCUUCUCCAGCUUCUACGAAGUGGCGCUGCUGGCUCAGGCCGAAGCUGUUCUGGGUGCCCUGCUCCUGGCACUCACCCUGCUGAAGAUUGUACAGCAACUCCGCUUUGUCCGGAGAUGGUCUGUGUUUGGAAAAACCUUCCAUCAUUCCCUGAGGAAGCUAGUGGCUACCACACUCAUCUUCCUCCUGUUUCUUCUUAUAUGUGCUCAGUGUGGUUGUCUAGCCUUCUCUGCAGCUGUGGAAGAGUUCAGAACACUCCCAUGUGCCUUUUCAGCUCUGCUUUCCACUCUACGUGGAAAGACAACUUUCCUCCAGUCAUUGCUCCAGGUUUCCCCUGUGCUGGGUACAACAUACAUCCUCAUCUGUGGAGCUGGAGUGCUCUGGAUUGGGCAAAGUUUCCUCCGUGCUGUUGUCCUUUGCAGCUACCACACUGCCCAUUCUGAGAUAUACCACCCAGCGACUGAGCUGCAGGAUUAUGAAAUGAUUGCAUUUUUGGUGAAAAGGUUUAAGCUCUGGAUAGGAUUCAGCAAAACUAAAGAGUUUCGUCACAAAGUGAAAUUUGAAGGCAUAGACUCACUGAUGUCUCACUCUUCUGGAAACUCCAAGCAAUCUCACCUCCGUUCUCCUGGCACCAGCAUGCGCUGUGGCAGUGCAACCAUUUCUUCCUUCAGCUCUGAAGAGAUGGUGCUUUCUGAGAGUCCUACCCCUGACCCAUACAAUGUAGGCUUUUAUAUAGAACACCUACCAUCAGCGGUCCAUGAUCUCCUGGACUGCUUUGACAGGGUCCUAAAACUGAUGGAGGAUGUGUGCCAUCUUGAGACCAGCCUGGAGCAGAAUCAGAGAAGAAUUUUUAAGAAGGGGCAGAGAAGCCUUCCCACAGAAAAGGUGGUGACACACACCUCCAGAUCCCAGUUAAGGCUGCCACGAACAUAUAGCACUUUCUCAGAGUCUGCCUUGGCCAGACUCAGAGCUCACCAUCUUAGAAUUUCCAGUUGCAGUGCCACUGAAGUCAGUGAGCAGAUCCCAGCAAAUGCUGCAUCUCAGCUAAGGUCAGGAAAUAGAGCCUUGCUGGAUAACCCUCCAGCUUCAGGGGGCCUCUGCCAUAGAAUCCCUCCCUGGCCAGGUCAUUUGUUCAAGAAGAGACCAAAAAGUGAGGAGGGACAGGGAUGCGAAUGCUGUGAUGCACUUCAGAGACAGAUCCCGUUAAAGAGGAGAGCAUGGCAAACUGCAGGAACAGGGGACAUGUAGUCACACUCUGAGCUAAACCGAGUAGAACUGGUAGCUGCUUAUUUUUUUUUUCUUCCUGAAGCUUCACUGGCGUAACCCACUCUAGUGCUAAAGUAGUGUCUGGAUAUGACUCAGAUUAGAUUUCUACCUUUCCUCAUGUUGUCCUUUAGGGUACUAUGGUAUGAGGCCUCCAUUUGGUUUUUAAAUAUGUCUUGCCUAAAAUACUUUAGUUUCUAACCUUGUAAAAUGUGAAUAGUUCUACUGAACCUUAUCAAGAGCAUUGCAAAAAGCAGUAUGAGUUCAAAUUAAUGGCAUUGCAAAGUAAGUACAUGUAUGGAUAAUAUACCUAAUGUAAGGAAGAUAUAUAAUUUUUAACAGCUUAGUCCUUCUGUUUCUUUUACAAUGUCACUGCAUUUUCUUACCUCCUGGGUGCCUUCUAAGAGAAAAAAAGUGGGAUGUAAGUGUAAUGAAAAUAAAUUUAAAAUAUGCACACAUGAGGAAGGCUUUAGCACAUUCUAG